Messenger RNA from Symbiodinium pilosum, 1136 nucleotides. NCBI's taxonomy places the organism in Eukaryota, Dinophyceae, Suessiales, Symbiodiniaceae. The record is from the annotation of a GenBank genome assembly.
AUGCCAGACGGAUGGCUCUUGCCCCGCACUGCCUGGUGGACGGUCUUCGGGCAUGCGAGCGGAAUUUUUAUGCUGCUAUUCUGGCAGCACCUGCGCGAGUUGUGGCAGCCGCGUUUAAGUUUUCUUGAUCGCUUGUGCAUACCUCAAAACGAUUUGGAGACGAAAUCUCAAUGUAUCUAUGGCCUGGCUUCCUUCCUAAACAAAUCCGAUGACCUCAUCGUCUUGUGGUCGCCGCAAUAUUUCAGUAGGUUGUGGUGCACGUACGAAAUCGCUUGCUUCCUUAUGCGGCGCAAAGAAGCUCAUCGAAUCAAGUUCUUGCCCGUGCAGAUCUCCAUCAUUUGGCUUCUUACCUACGUGUCUGUGGCAACAACAUGGCUGUCCUUCCUUCUGGGCCAGAGAUACGGCUCAGACGCUUUCAAUUGGAAUCAUACAAGCGGAAAGAUCAACUUAGCUUUGCUGAUUUUGCUUCAGAUUGGUAUCCUCUACCCGCCCUUGUUCUAUCUCCUGAAUCAGAUGUUGCACGAUAUGGCUCAAUUGCCCGGACAACUGCAAGACUUCGACAUCCGGACCGCACAAUGUUUCUGCUGCUCCAAUAACCAUUUGCAUCCUUCAAAUGGAGCACAGAUCCAGUGCGACCGGCAACUCAUCUACGGUGUAUUGCAGAUGUGGUCCGGACAUGCCCAGGCAGAGAUAGGCAACGAAGAACAGAUCCAACGCGCCUUCAAACGCCAUUUGGACAAACAUUUGAGACCAUCAGUCGAGCAGGCUUUCACGCACAGCGGUAUGCUGAUGCGGCCGCUGAUCUCUGCCGCUGCCAUGGGCUCUUUCCCGUUUAUGUAUGAUUUCAUUGCCUAUGAGGGUCGGAGAGUUGUGCUCUUGUGGCCUCGGGAAAGCCCUAUCAGAAACUUUGGCCUGGCGCUUUACAUGUUAUUUUGGAUGCCUGUUUUCUUGCGUUGCCUUCUGCUUCUGGGAAAAGCUAGCAUUCGCUGGUGGAGUCUGCCGUGCUGCAGGCAUGUAGUGGUCGCUUGCCAAGCACUGGCCAUGUUUCUGAUCAGCGUGGCCUUCAUCAUGGCUUAUAUGGUCAGCAUUGCAGUCACUCCAGGGAAGUGGAAAUCUCCUGAGCACGCGCUUUGCAU